Molecule: messenger RNA, 2133 nt
Organism: Ciona intestinalis (vase tunicate)
Lineage: Eukaryota; Metazoa; Chordata; Ascidiacea; Phlebobranchia; Cionidae
Product: methylcrotonoyl-CoA carboxylase beta chain, mitochondrial
Biological process (GO): L-leucine catabolic process
Cellular component (GO): methylcrotonoyl-CoA carboxylase complex; mitochondrion
Molecular function (GO): methylcrotonoyl-CoA carboxylase activity
Source: RefSeq, a predicted model, not a curated record
AAGCGUGCAAUACAGUUUUGUUUAUCUAGUACUAUUUAUAAUGGAAUAAGACCGAUUUUGUAAGGAAAUCUUAAAAUUUCGAGCCAUGGCAGCACUAAAAGCAAGCGGUUUCAUUCUAAAGUCAUUUAGCCUCAACAGGCAUGUUAUAAGACUCCGAAAUAUUUACACCACCCCUGCAGCAUGUCGAGACUGGGUAAUACCUAUCGGAACAGAACAAGAUGUAAAAUCAGAUUCUUACAAGAAAAACUACGAUGACAUGUCAAAACUUGUUGGUGAACUUCGGAACAAAACUGAGAAAAUUUCCUUAGGGGGUAACGAUAAAUCAAGAGAAAGGCACACAUCCAAGGGGAAAUUAUUAGUUCGAGACCGAAUUAAAUUGUUAACAGAUCCGGGGUCAGCUUUCCUGGAGUUUUCACAGCUUGCUGGGUAUGAUUUGUAUGGAAAGGAAGAAGUACCGGCUGGUGGUAUCAUUACUGGGAUUGGAAAAAUUGCUGGAACAGAGUGCAUGAUAGUAGCGAAUGACGCAACGGUAAAAGGUGGAUCAUAUUAUCCAAUCACAGUCCAAAAGCAUCUUCGUGCACAAGCGAUCGCGAGAGAAAACAACCUCACUUGUGUCUACCUGGUUGACUCCGGAGGAGCAAAUCUUCCGAGACAAGCGGAUGUCUUCCCGGAUCGAGAUCACUUUGGGAGGAUUUUUUAUAACCAAGCGACCAUGUCUGCUGCUGGAAUGUCCCAGAUAGCUGUAGUGAUGGGUUCAUGCACUGCAGGUGGAGCUUAUGUACCAGCUAUGUCAGAUGAAAGUAUCAUCGUGCAUAACCAAGGAACUAUUUUCUUGGGUGGACCCCCACUUGUUAGAGCUGCAACUGGUGAAGUAGUAACAGUGGAGGAAUUAGGAGGCGCUGACUUACAUUGUAAAACAUCAGGAGUAACCGACCACUACGCCAAUGAUGAUCCUCAUGCUUUGCACAUAGCAAGAUCUAUUGUGAAAAAUCUAAACUUAAAAAAGAAUCCGGAUAUUGUGAUUGAAAAACCAGUGGAUCCUUUAUUUGACAGUAAAGAGUUAUACGGUAUUGUUGGAACAGAUUUGAAAAAACAAUAUGAUUGUCGUGAAGUUAUAGCUCGUAUAGUGGAUGGUAGUAGAUUCGAUGAGUUUAAAAAGAUGUACGGAGACACCCUUGUAUGCGGCUUCUCUCGAAUAUUCGGAAUGCCUGUUGGAAUCAUCGCAAAUAACGGGGUGUUGUUCUCAGAGUCUGCACUCAAAGGAACUCAUUUCAUUGAACUUUGUUGCCAGCGCAAGAUUCCUCUGCUUUUCCUACAAAAUAUAACAGGUUUCAUGGUUGGUCGCGCUGCUGAAGCUGGUGGAAUUGCCAAGGAUGGGGCGAAGAUGGUCACAGCAGUUGCUUGCGCACAAGUUCCCAAGAUAACUGUGCUAAUAGGUGGUUCAUAUGGUGCAGGGAAUUAUGGGAUGUGUGGGAGGUCGUAUAACCCAAGGUUCUUGUACAUGUGGCCGAACUCUCGUAUCUCAGUGAUGGGAGGAGAACAAGCAGCCACAGUGCUCGCCACCAUCACCAAGGAUCAGAGGGAGAGGGAGGGAAAGGAGUUCACGAAAGAUGAGGAAGAUCAAUUAAAGAAUCCUAUUAUUGCAAGGUUUGAGAAAGAAGGUAACCCAUACUACGCGAGUGCCAGGUUAUGGGACGACGGUGUGAUUGACCCUGCUGACACCCGUACAGUCGUAGGGCUAAGUUUAAGUGCUACGUUAAACGCACCUAUUCCCAGAACAAAAUUCGGCGUUUUCAGAAUGUAGAUAUAUUGCAGCAUGUUUUACAUUUGAAGCCAUUACCCAUUACACGAGGUGAUUUAACCAUCACACAUCAUAAGAAGAACUUUUUUCAUUUGGACUUCGGGUUCUGUCAGGUUAAGACUGUCAAACUUCUGGCACAUAACAAUGAUAAAAUUGUAUUUAAAACGUUUUUUUUAUCAAACUUCACUCUUCAAAGAUGACAACAUGAAGAUCUCUACAUUUCCUCAUCGUGUAUUUGGAUGUUUACCUGCUUUUAAUCAUAUAGAUAUAUUUAUUUAUCGGAAUCAUUGGUUUUCCUUCCUCAAAAUAAAGUGGUACAAAAGGGUGGUAAA